GUUCACGUUAAUGGUUAACCUUGUGUUAUGUUAUGUAGUGAUGCUUAAAUGAAGUGGAAGAUGCCGUCUUUGUAAGCUAGCCGUUUUCUAGCCCCGUUAUGUUGAGGGGGACAACAAUUUGAGAGUUUAUACCUCCCCCGAUACCAAGGCAAUUUUCUUUCUUCCGUCUUUCUGCAGACAGUCCGUGUCAGUCUGUUCCGUCUGCUCAAAGUACUAGAGUCUGCAAUUGUUGGGGAAGUUAUACAGUUGUCGUGCAAUCCGAUCAACCGUUCGGGAUCGACCGCGAAUCAUCAUUCCUCCAUCAUGCACGCACCCUCUCCACCGUCUACUCCGUCACACUCUUCAUGGAAAUCUGUCUUUCGCCUACCAAGUUCGUCGAAGAAGCAUCGUACUGUCAAACAUACUUCUGCAGUACCCAGUCCGUCUCUGACUCCUGGCUCAUUCCUCCCUAUCGACGAACGUUCCUCCUACAACUCUUCGAAUACCCAGUCCAGUGAUUCCAACGUGGGAGCUACACCGAGCUCUCCGUACCUUGUGCCUGAUUCCCGACCCUUUCCUCACCAGUAUCAACAGCAGUCGUCUGUCUCGAAUGUCGAAGCGAAUGGAAUGACUGCCACGGCAUCGCAGCAGUCAUUCGCACUCCCGCCUGGUCAUGCUGCUUCUUCGAGUCGUUCGGGACCUUUGUCUCCUCGCGCAAUGGGAGCGUCUGCUACUCGUUUUAUUCGUCGCGUCGCGUCCGCGCCAAACGCGAAGCAUCUUUUUUCUUCUGGCGGUCGGUCAGCCGCACCAACGAAAAAUGGUCUAUUAGCACCUGCAGAUAUGGUUCCACCGGUACCCGGUGCACCGUCAACGUCAUCGGAUCUCGGUGAUGAUUCGUUAGAGACUCUGUCGUCUAGUUCCUCAAGAGGGAGAUCCAAUCGGCACGAACGGUAUCCUGGUAGUUCACAUCUGUCAAAGACAAGAAUUGUGAAUGGAGUGCAUGAUGGUCCUGGAAAAAUGGCUUUCAGACGGACGUAUUCCAGUAAUUCUAUCAAAGUUCGACAGGUCGAGGUCGGCCCGUCAAGCUUCGUGAAAAUUAAAAUGCUUGGAAAGGGCGACGUCGGACGUGUGUACCUUGUGCGAGAAAAGAAGACUGACAAGCUUUUUGCUAUGAAAGUCCUGUCCAAAAAGGAGAUGAUCGAACGUAAAAAGAUAAAACGUGCUUUAACCGAGCAAGAAAUUCUUGCCACUUCAAAUCAUCCGUUCAUCGUAACCCUCUAUCACUCCUUCCAGUCGGAAGAGUACCUCUACUUCUGCAUGGAGUACUGCAUGGGUGGCGAGUUCUUCCGGGCCUUGCAGACUCGUCCGGGCAAAUGCCUUCCGGAAGAUGGCUCACGAUUUUAUGCGGCGGAGGUUGUGGCGGCCUUGGAGUACCUGCACUUGAACGGCUUCAUAUACCGCGAUCUCAAGCCAGAAAAUAUUCUCCUCCAUCAUUCCGGCCAUAUUAUGCUGUCGGAUUUCGAUCUCGCUAAACAAUCUGGGCAUCCUGGGGGCCGUCCUGCGACGAUUCACCAGCUAGAGCCAAACGGGAUACCUAUGAUCGAUACGAUGUCGUGCACAGCAGAUUUUCGGACAAACUCGUUUGUGGGCACUGAGGAGUACAUCGCGCCUGAAGUGAUUGCUGCACAGGGCCACACUGCUGCGGUGGAUUGGUGGACACUGGGUAUCUUAAUAUACGAAAUGAUUUUCGCCACCACGCCCUUCAAGGGGAAAGAGAGGAAUGACACCUUUGCCAACAUUCGGUCUCUGCCAGUUCAUUUCCGAGACGCACCUAAAAUUACGAGCGCUUGCAAGGAUAUCGUCAAUCGGCUACUCGACAAAGACGAACGAACUAGGAUAGGCAGCAGGAGCGGAGCCAGCGAAGUCAAGCAACAUAAAUGGUUUGCCAAAAUGAACUGGGGUUUGUUGCGUCACCAGCGGCCACCGAUCGUUCCAUCGUCCUCAAAUGGUCUUGAUGCGGUGAAUUUCCGGCAUUUGAAGGAAUCACGCUCGCUUCAUCUAGAGGAACAAAUCCGGGGCGUAGCAGGCGCGAACGCACCGGCUGGUCCUGGAACGCCCGGGUGUGAUGAUGGGAUGGAUGUACCAUCAGAUGGUGAUCUGUUCGGCGCGUUCAACAGUGUCACACUACACUAUGAUGGGGAAAGCUGAGGAAGAUCUUUUUCCGCCAUAUUUCCGUCGACAUCAUGCCGUGCUUGGUCACUAUGCCAGGGUGGCUACCAAACAUCGGAUGCGAUCGCCGGUCGAUGAUGGUUUGGGUAUGAUACUUUAUUCUUUCUUUCGUCUGUGAUACAUACCAUCCACUGCUUCAUCUCGUUCAUUCCAUUGACGCUCUGCUUGCAUUUUUGUUUCUCAGGGGGAAAAAUUUGGUUCACUUGUAUUAUUUCAGCACACACCCAUAUCUUUGCACUUUCAACCUUGCCGCACUUGCCGAAGCCUUCAAUCUAACCAUCUAUCACUCGCUUUUAGUGUUAUUAUGCCCGACAACUUACGAUCUAUCUUAAUCAACUGAUCAUGACGCAGUAGAGCCGCUCACAUAGAUAGAAAAAGAGACGACGGUGUUGAUUUUGAAAA
Molecule: messenger RNA, 2610 nt
Organism: Suillus paluster
Lineage: Eukaryota; Fungi; Basidiomycota; Agaricomycetes; Boletales; Suillaceae
Product: Pkinase-domain-containing protein
Exons: 11
Coding region: 304-2187 (627 amino acids)
Biological process (GO): protein phosphorylation
Cellular component (GO): cytoplasm; nucleus; plasma membrane
Molecular function (GO): ATP binding; protein serine/threonine kinase activity
Source: RefSeq, a predicted model, not a curated record